Molecule: messenger RNA, 1614 nt
Organism: Haliotis rubra (blacklip abalone)
Lineage: Eukaryota; Metazoa; Mollusca; Gastropoda; Lepetellida; Haliotidae
Exons: 5
Coding region: 94-1614 (506 amino acids)
Biological process (GO): chaperone-mediated protein complex assembly; photoreceptor cell maintenance
Molecular function (GO): ATP binding
Source: RefSeq, a predicted model, not a curated record
AUGGCUUCCGAAACAACAAGAAGGCAUUGGGGCAGUUUUAAUUUUUUUUAAAAAAAGCAUCAUAUUUGAUUGAGGAUACGGUUACAGAUACAGAUGGCUUCUAUUCAUUUAGCAGCUGUAAUUCGGCCAUUCUUUGGAAAUUCUGACAGUGUGAAGUGUGUUGUCAGCGAGCAUGGUGAUACCGUGUAUGUCAAAGAUGUCUCCCUACUUCUGCAACUACUGGACAUUGAGCAUCCCAUUGGUCAGCUGAUAGUUGCUGUGUGUCAAUGUCACAGUUACCGAUAUGGAUCUGGGGUGAAAUCUCUCCUCACCCUACAUGGUCUUCUGACAGAAGCGUUUCUAUCUCUGUGUGAACAGGGUAUUCCCCCAACGGAUGUGAUUACCCUAAUGAGAGAGGCUUUGGCCAACUCUAUGUGCAGAUUGUCAGCCCUCCAGAUACCACUGACCAACCACCUGCGUGCUACCAGACAUAACUCUCCACACUCAGACAGGACUCAGUGUGCUGCACUUCCUGCAAAAUCUGAUGAUUUUAAAGAAGUGCUUAUGUCAGACUCUGGAAGGAGAAUCUGUAAGGAUGGUUGGACAUUUAUCAAGUCUGGAAGUCUGGAUCUCAAGGAAAUGGCAGAAACUGAGUUGAUUCAUCUGAAGAUGAAGCAAGUCCGCAAGGAUGAGGAUGAGGAUGAGGAUGAUAUUGGUUGGUUCUUUGAUGAUCCGGUUCCAAGUCAGGAAAAGAAGAAUGAGGAGGCUCAAGUUGGUCUAAGAAUUAAUGAAGAGUGUUUAGAAGCCAGAGAUGAAAUCCAGUUGAUCAGUAGAUUAUCUGACGCAGACCAACAUGAUUCAGACUUUGAUGACUGUUUUGAAGAUGGACCUUUUUCUCAAGGAAAUGCUGAAACUAAACCUACACAUGUUGAAAGUUUUGUAAAUUUGAAUGGCAGGUACUCUGAAGGAAUUGAUCAAAAAAUUGUUUUGGAUUGCAGUAAGCUUAUAUCUUCGAAGAAUCACACUGUCACAGAAGUGGUGGAAGAUGAUUUUGAUUCUUGUUUUGAAGAUCGCGAAUUGGAGAAUAAUGUAUCAAUUGAAGCAGCUGUCACAGACUGCACUACUGAGAGGACAGAACCAGACGUCAAAUCUUUGAAUUCAUUGUUGAAAAGAAUUAAGUCAACUAAAAUUGAUAACACAAAUGUUUUUCUCAGCAGUCAUCAUUUCAAACAGCAGGCAGUUUCAGAUACAGGGAUUAGUGACACUACAAGAGAUGUGCAUACACAGCCAACACUCAAACUUUCUGUAACAGAUGUGCACGAAGCAGCUGAUGGUAGUCAUGGUGAUGACAUGAUGCCAAGCCCAAGGAAUAUGGAGAAUAACUUUCAGUCGGAGCUAGAUAGGUUGAACAAGAUGAUAGAAAAAGUGAAAAAAUGCCAACUGCAGUUUUCUGAGACUCAACUUCAAACAGAGUGUUCCAGUACAGUUACACAACACAGCAUAACAUCAUCUGAUAAAACAAAAAUGCUAGGUUUGGUCAAUCUUAAAAAAAUCUCAGAAACGGGUACUGAAUUCAAGCCGCUAUUUCAAGACAGUAGAAUCCACACUGGCAGGUAUGACACCAGAGGGUGCUAA